Paramecium pentaurelia is the source of this 6778-nucleotide messenger RNA. Lineage: Eukaryota; Ciliophora; Oligohymenophorea; Peniculida; Parameciidae. The record is from the annotation of a GenBank genome assembly.
AUGUUUUUUCAUUAUAUCACUAGUGGUUAUUUGAUAAUUCUUAUAAAUCAAGUUUUAGCUAGCUGGAGACUCAUUGAUUAGAGUUUUACAGACAUGCAAAUGGUAAGCAAUAAUUGGAAAAUAUAUCAAAGCUGUUUAUUUCCAUUUGAAGUUAUAUUUUAAUACUCAACUUGCAGUGAAAAUUCACGUUAGUUUUUGAGUUUAAACCAAAAUGGACGAUAUUUAUUGAAAUCAUUUAAUUAUUAGAGUUUUUAAGCUCAAAUUAUAUUUGAUGUUUAUUUUGAUGGUGCAGAUAUUGAUAUUUCAAACUUAAUAGUUAAUUAUAAAAGCAAUAAAGUCUCAGAAACUGAUUAGCUACUAUAUAGAAGAGAUUAUUUAGAAAAUGAUUUAAUUUAGAACAGUGCUCAAAUAUGUCAAAGUAGUUAAAACCUUUUUGAAUUCUAUACAAUUGUAAGUACUAUUGCCUAUUCUAACACUGACGAAUUUACAAUUAAAUUUUGUUUUUCUCCUGAAACUAGUAUUAUGUAGGUAGGGAUUAAAAAUUUAUUGAUAUAUGUUAAUACUUGUCAUCCAACUUGUUUAACUUGUAAUGGUCCUAAUGAAACAGAUUGUUUAUCAUGUUUUAACAAUUAAAGUGUAUAAAGUGGGAAAUGUUUUUGCAUUUCUGAUGAACAAUUUUCUGAAACAUAUAUAGGUUGUAGGCAAGAAUGCAGUAGAGAUUAUUCUAUAGCACGUUAUGAUAAAAUAUGUGUGAAUGAUAAUAGAAUAUAAUCAAAAUUUACUUUAUUCAAAGAUAACAGCAUCCCUCAAUCAAAUCAAAGAUAUUUUCCUUUUAUAUUUGUAAAAGAUGAAUUUAAUUCAAAAAAUACAGAUUUAAUAAAUGAGGAUUGCCUUGGAAUUGAUUUUAUUGGACAAUUGUAAUUUAAUGAAGGAAUGCUAUAUUAAAUGAAUCUCGAAAAUGCUGUUAAAUUUUUAAGAAUUCGUAUUACAUUUUAUUUGUUUAACUUUUAAGAGACAAGCAACAUUGAAAUCUUACAAAAUAAUUAAAUUCAAUCUAGAAUAAUUAAGUCUUUAUCGAGUUUCUAAGUUGAAAAUAUGUUGAAAAUUUUUUAGAGGAAUCAAAUUUGUUAUAGUAUGAGUUAUACUUUGUUAAGGAUAGAGACGACUUUUUAACUCAAUAAUCCUAAUACAACUCUUUUAAUUAAGGGAUCACUUCAAUAAGAAAGUGAAUCUUGGGGAUUUAAAAAUAUAACAAUAGACACAGGAUUUUGUUAAGAACAUUGCUUAGUAUGUUCAGAUUUCUCAACUUGUGCAUUGUGUGAUUCAACAUAUAAAUUAUAUAAAAAUAAAUGUGUUCCAUUUUGUCCCAUUCAUUCGUCAAAUUGUAUUGACUAUGAAGAUAUCAUUCCAUGUAUAAUAUUAUUAAUUUAUUUGUAGAUUCUAGAUACUUAGCAAAAGGAUUUUAUGAUUUAAAUAUGACACUUGAAGAAAUACAAACAUUUUAUGAUACUACAACAGAUCCAUCCUUUAAUUUAUCAACAAAAUAAAAAUUUUCUUUUUUAAAUAAUAAAAUAGUUUUGGGUGGUUUAUUAGUAUGGAAUGAUGGUUCAUAUAUCAAAACAUGGGUUAUUUAAAAACCUCAUUAUGCAGUAUCUAUAUAUUUUAAUUUAACUUAUGGAGAUGGUUACACUGGAACAUUUUCAUAUUUGAUAGGUGAUUCUCCAAGCAGUUCAUGGUAAGGACCUUUUAGUAAUCCAGGUGGAGGAUAUAAUUUAAUUGGUCGUACUGGUCUUGAAAGCAUUCGAUAUUUUAAUGUAAGUCUAACAAACUUUUAUACAAACAAUCUUUAUAUUGAAUUUAAAUGCGAUGUUGAUAUUGCAAAUAUUACAAAAGAAUUUUGUGCAAUUUCUGAAUAUUUCAUUGUUAUUCAUUAUGUAUAAAAUGUAUUAUUAUAAUCUAGUGUCCUCCUUUUUGUUCUAGCUGUACAAGUUUAACUGAGUGUUAAGAUGUAGGUUAUGCUGGUUCAAAUUGUGGAAGUAAUUAAUUUUUGGAUUUUAAUUCAACUACUGAAACUUAUAGUUGCAAAGAUUGUAAUUAACCUGGAUGUAGUGAAUGUAAAAGUUUAGAAGAUUGCACUGAAUGUGUUAAUAAUUAAUUUUAUUUGAGUAAUGGAAUUUGUUUAUGCAAUCCAUUUACAUUUUAAUAGGGAAAUACUUGUAUAUAAUGCAAUAAAUAUUGUGAAAAUUGCUAUGGUAAUUCAUAAUAGGAUUGUAUUACUUGUGUAAGAGAUUAUCAUAGAGGUAUUCAUAGACAUUAAUGUUUAUGUUUGCCUGGAUAUUAUGAUGAUGGAAUAAAUUUACCAUGUAUUCCUAUAUGUGGAGAUUUAAUAAUAGUACAAGAAGAAGAUUGCGAUGAUGGAAAUAAUAAUCCAUUUGAUGGUUGUCAUAAUUGUAAAUUUAGUUGUAAUUUUGCAUGUGAUAUAUGCUUAAAUGGAAAGUGUUAUUAAUGUAAAAGUGGAUAUGAAGUUUAUAAUAAUGACUGCCGUUCUAUUUGCUUAGGAAAUACAAUUACAUUACUUUAACAAUGUAAUGAAGAAAAAAUAAAUUGCAUUAAUUGUUAAUAUGAAUGCUCUCCUAACUGUAUAGAUUGUCAUUUUGGAAGUUGUGUUUAAUGUGAUGAGGAUAGAGGAUGGUACAUGUAAAUUGAUGGAACAUGUAAUUCCAUUUGUGGGGAUGGAAUUGUUACUAAAUUAACAGAAAUGUGUGAUGAUGCAAAUUAUAACCCAUUAGAUGGAUGUCAUUAAUGCUAAUUUUCUUGUAAUCAAUUUUGUCAUACUUGUGUCAAUUCUUUGUGUGUAAUGUGUUAAAAAGGUUAUCGAUUAAUAAAGAACAUAUGUAUUCCAAAAUGUUAGGAUGAACUAUUAGUAUUUUCUGAAUAAUGUGAAGAUGGAAAUCAAGUACCAUUUGAUGGUUGUUACAAUUGCUAAUUUUAAUGCUCAAUCAAUUGCUUAGAUUGCUAAUAUGGUAUUUGUUAAUAAUGCAAUGAAUUAAGUGGUUGGUAUUUAUAAUAAGAUGGAUCUUGCAAGAGUAUUUGUGGAGACAAUAUACUAGUUCUUGAAAAUGAAGAAUGUGAUGAUAAUGAUCCUGAUAGUCUUUGCAAAUAAUGUUAAAUUGAAUGUGAUAUCAAUUGUUAAUCAUGUCAUAAAGGAGUUUGUAUAUCUUGUAUAUAAGGUUAUAAAUGGGAUUACUCAUUAUUUUAAUGUGUUAAAAUUUGUGGAGAUAGUGUAUUAUAAGUAAAUUAAUAAAAAGUUUGUGAAGAUGGAAAUAACUAAUUAGAAGAUGGAUGCUAUUAAUGUUAAUUCAGUUGUUAAUAAUCAUGUACUUUAUGUACUUCAAAUGGGUGUUUAGAAUGUAAUACUAAGGGAUGGAGAUUGGAUGAUCUAUAAAAUAAAUGUGAAACAAUCUGUGGAGAUGGAAUUACUGUAUAAUAUUAUGAAGAAUGUGAUGACUAUAUAGAUGAAAACUGUUUUUAAUGUAAAUAUAAUUGUUAAGACUCUUGUUUAAUUUGUUACAAAGGAGAUUGUCUAAAAUGCUAGAUAGGAUGGCUUAUAAAUUUAGAUAAGAAAUGUUAACCAUAUAUAGGAGAUUCUUUAGUUGUAGGUGAUGAAUAAUGUGAUGAUUAUAAUUCAAUAAUGUAUGAUGGUUGUUAUAUUUCCAAAUAUUAAUGUUAGGAAUCAUGUAUUAUAUGCAAAUUUGGAGAAUGUAUCAAAUGUUAAGAUGGAUAUAAAAAUUAAAUUGGGAAAUGCAUUGAAAUUUUGAAUGAUGGAUAAAUUACAGGUGAUGAACAAUGUGAUGAUAUAAAUUUAAUCGCAGAAGAUGGUUGUUUUAAUGGUUAUUUUGAUUGUCCUAGAGAUUGUGAGAAUUGUUAUCAAGGUUAAUGUAUAAAAUGUAAUAUGGAAUCAAAUUAAUUAGAUCCUUAUAAUAAUUAAUGUAUAUCAUUAUGUGGAGAUGGAUAAUUAUCAAAAAAUGAAUAAUGUGAUGAUGGGAAUUAAAUUCCAUAUGAUGGAUGUCAUUUAUGUUAAUUUUCAUGUAAUUACUAUUGUCAUACUUGUGAAAGUGGUAUUUGUACUAAAUGUUAAAUUGGUUAUUACUUAGAUUAAUAAAAAAAUACUUGUUAUAGUAUUUGUGGAGAUGGAAUUGUAUCACAUGAUGAAUAAUGUGAUAAUGAUAAUUUCAUUUCUGAAUAAAUAUGCAUAAAUUGUAAAUUAUUAUGUUAAGAAUAAUGUACAGCAUGUGUUAAUGGAGAAUGUUUUUAAUGUAUUUCAAUAGGAUGGCAAUUGAGUGUUCUUAAUAGAAACUGUUAACCUAUUUGUGGAGAUUAACUAAUUUUAGGUAAUGAAUAAUGUGAUGAUGGAAAUGAAAAUGAUGAUGAUGGAUGUAAUUAUUGCUAGCUUCAUCUUUAAGAACAAUGUUCUUUAUAUGAAAAAGGAUAAUGUAGAGAGUGUAAUGUUGAAGGAUGGGAACUUAAUAUUAAUAGAUGCACUACAAUAUGUGGAGAUUAAUUAGUAUUAGGUACUGAAGAAUGUGAUGAUGGGAAUCUGAUUCCAUAUGAUGGAUGUUAUUAAUGCAAAUUUUCAUGUGAAGAAUAAUGUACUGUAUGUGAAAAUGGGAUUUGUUAAGCUUGCAUAAAACCAGGAUGGGUUCUUAAUUAAUAUAAUAUUUGCAUUACUUAAUGUGGAGAUGGUAUAGUCAUUGAUCCAUAUGAGGAAUGUGAUGAUGGAAAUGAUAAACCAUUUGAUGGUUGCUAUUAGUGUUUAUUUUAAUGUUCAGAAGGCUGUAUUGAAUGUUAAUAAGAGUAAUGUAAGAAAUGUGAUUAUUUAUAUAAAUUGGAUAUUUAAACAGCAAAAUGUUUGAUAUAAAAUUAAAAUGAUUAUGAUUAGGAAGAAUUAAUUUAAAUGUAACUGGCUUAUUAAACAAAUUUAAGAUGUGGAGAAAAUCAAUUGUUAAUUGAUCAUGUAUGUAUUAAUCAAUGUGGAAAUGGGAUAAUAAUCAAUUAAUAUGAAGAAUGUGAUGAUGGAAAUAAUUAUGGAGGAGAUGGAUGUUCUAAUUUAUGCUAAAUAGAAGAUUCUUAUCAAUGUAUAAAUUAAUAAGACUCAUUAAGUUUAUGUACAUUUAUUAUAGCUCCUGAAUUUAAUUUGAAUAUUCUAUCUGAAAAUACUAAAUAAAUUUAAAUUGUAGAAUUAACUUUCACCUAAUAAGUGAAAUUGAAUGAUGCUCUAAAUUUAGAAGAUAUCAUGAUAUUUACAAUAAUACCAUCAACUCGAUAUCAAUUAAAAACAAAUAACAUUUCAAAUUUAACUAUUACCUUAAACAAUCCUAUAUAUUAAAUUUAAAUUGAAUUUUUUGAACCUGUAUAAACUCCUAUUUUACAAGUUGACAUACAGAAAAAUACUAUAUUUAAUCAAUAUGAAUUAAGCUUAUAGAAUAAUUACAAAACUCUUAAUCUUGGUACUCCAUUUAUACUCUCUGAAUAAACUAAAUAAUAAUUAAUAUCUAUCGUUUAAUUAAAUGAUGUUAUGAUGUAUUCUAUGGCUGGAGUAUCAAGUUUGGCUUUGAUAACAGGAAAUGCAAUUAUGUUUUUUAAUUUAUUAGAACUAUUAUAGUCAUUAUCUUAUGUGAGAUAUAUGUAAUGUUAAUUUCCACCACAUUUGAAUUAUUUUUUAAACACUUACACUAAAGUCUCAAUGCAACCUAUUUUUGAUUAAUUAUAGGUUGAUUAAUUAUUGAAUAAAUUAAAUGGAGGAAGUACAUCAAAUCAAGAAAUAAAAAAAUAAAAAGAUGAACCCAACACAAUUUUCAAAUAACCUUAUUUGUUCAAUGCUAAAAGUUGUUAUUUUUCCAUAUUUUCAUCUGCACUAACUUACCUAAUUUAUUGCUAAAUAACAUCUUAAAAGUUAGAAAAUUUUAUUUAAAAACUCUUCUCAAAAUAUAAAUAAAAUUCAAAAAUCAUGAAAUUUAUAAAUAUAUUUUAACGAAAGAUAUAGAAAAAGUGCUUAAAGGAUAAAAAAGAAUAUUUUUCAAUUGGAAUAUUUAAGGUUUAUUUUGCUAUUCUUCAUUAAUUUAUGUUUAGUACAAUUUUAUAAUUUCCCAAUUAUAAAUUUGAUUCAUUUUUUACAUCAUUUAACAGUAUUAAUGCAAUUUUUGGAUUAAUGAUAAUUUUAAUAUCUAAUUUAAAUUUGCUUUAAAUUACUACAGCUACAAUAAAAAAUUAAUAGAAAUGGAAAUAUUUUUAUAAUGAGACAAAAACUGAAUUUUGGGCCACUUAAUUUAAGUCUUUUUAAAUUUACAGAAUCUUAUUUUAUAUAUUAAUUAUUGUAAAAUUAAGAAACUAUCCAGAAGUAUAAUCAAUAUUGCUUUCUAUCCAAUCAUUAUUAUUCUUAAUUUAUUUAAUCAAAUUUAAACCAUUAAAAUCUAUAUUUGAACUUUCCAAGCUUAUAUGUAGAGAGUUUUUAUUAAUGGUUAUUUCAGGAACAUUUUUAGCUUAUAGUUUUGAAUUUAGUUAAGAUAAUUUUAUCAUGAUUGGUUGGAUUCAUAUUGCCAUGUUUUCUACUAUCAUGGCUUCUAAUUUGAGUAUAGAUUUAUUUUCAUAACUCAAGAGAACUUAUGAUAGUUAUUUGUAAAAGAAAAUUAAAGAGAAAAUUAAAUAAGAGAGAGAAUAUCAUUUUCAGCAUUUAUAAGGAUUCUAAAUAAAUAAAAAUGAUUAUGAAUAAUCAUAAUGA